Messenger RNA from Acanthosepion pharaonis, 948 nucleotides. The record is from the annotation of a GenBank genome assembly. Lineage: Eukaryota; Metazoa; Mollusca; Cephalopoda; Sepiida; Sepiidae.
AUGACACGCCAUAAAAUUGAAAUAUUGUUUUUAUUUUAUUUAUUUCACGACUGUUGGGUGGACAGGAAUACGAGUGACCGAAGACGACACUAUUCUGAAAGACAAGUGAUCGUUUCCGACCCAGGGUUUCAGGGAGACAUCGGCGCGGCGUUUCUAUCUAUCUAUCUAUCUAUCUCUUCAUAUCUAUCUAUCUAUCUAUCUAUCUAUCUAUCUAUCUAUCUCUUCAUAUCUAUCUAUCUAUCUAUCUAUCUAUCUAUCUAUCUAUCUAUCUAUCUAUCUCAGUCUCUUCCUAUCUAUUUCAGUCUUUUCAUAUAUAUAUUUCAGUCAUUAUCUAUCUAUCUAACUAUCUUCAUAUCUAUUUCAGUCUCUUCAUAUAUAUCUCCGUCAUUAUCUAUCUAUCUAUCUAUCUAUCUAUCUAUCUAUCUAUCUAUCUAUCUAUCCCAAUCUUUGCAUAAAAUGUAUCUAGCUUUUCUAUUUCUUCAUCAAUUUUUAGAAAAAUAUCCACAUUUAAUUUUUAAAAAAUUCUCUCAGUCACUUUCUUUCAUUUUUCUUUCUUUUUCCCUAAUUAAAAAAAAAGUAUUUCAGUCACUUUCUUUCUUUCUUUCUUUCUUUCUUUCUUUCUUUUUCAACUUUUUUAUUCUUUCUUUUUCCCUAAUUAAAAAAAAAUAUCUCGAUUUCUUUCUUUCUUUCUUUCUUUCCUUCUUUCUUUCUUUCUUUCUUUCACCAAUUUUCCAAAAUUCUCACGGUUUCAUUUAUUCUUUCGCUCAUUUUGAAAGAUUCUGUUUCAUUCAUUCUCUGACUAAGCAUCAUUUUAAGUACUUUAUCAAUAGAUCCUGUAAUUCCAAACUGUUGUCUUUACAUCUAGAAUUCUUUCUCUCUCUGUCUGUCUGUCUCUCUCUCUCCAUAGCGCCACCCAUCUCAAAGCCUCUUAACCUUUAUACAAUUUAA